AUGAAAUCCGCUAUCGCUGCUAUCCCUUUCCUUCUCAUGGGAUCCUCCAUGGCUGCUCCUCUUGAGAAGCGCGCCUGUCCCAACAUCCACAUCUUCGGUGCUCGUGAAACCACUGCUCCUGCCGGUUAUGGAUCAGCUGGCACCGUCGUCAACCUCAUCUUGAACGCACACCCCGGCUCGACUGCCGAAGUCAUCAACUACCCAGCUGCUGGAGGCAACAGCUAUGCCUCCUCUGUCCAGGCUGGAGUCAAGGCUGUCACCAACCAGAUCAACAGCUUUGCUGCUUCUUGCCCCAACACUCAAUUGGUCUAUGUUGGCUACAGCCAAGGAGCUCAGAUCGGUGAUGACGCUCUUUGCGGAGGUGGUGAUCCCAACCAGGGCAUCUCCAGCACUGCUGCUCCCAUCUCAGCUGCUGUCGGAAACAAGGUCAAGGCCAUCAUCUUCAUGGGCGACCCCAGAAACAUCCCUGGUGGCUCUUACUCUGUCGGUACCGCCAAGAACCCUGGUGUAAGCCUCGUCCAUUUAUUGACUUCCAGCUUUGUUCUUUUUACUGAUAAUGUUUGUAUUAGUNUCGACCCUAGACCUUCGGGCUUCACUUGCUCAGCAUACGCAAGCAGAAUCCAGUCUUACUGCGACUCUGCCGACCCAUACUGCUCGAACGGAAACGAUGCCAACGUCCACCAAGGCUAUGGUCAGGAAUAUGGCCAGGCUGCUCUCAAGUUUGUCAACAGCAAGCUUACCUAA
This is a messenger RNA of Aureobasidium musti, 744 nucleotides long. Lineage: Eukaryota; Fungi; Ascomycota; Dothideomycetes; Dothideales; Saccotheciaceae. The record is from the annotation of a GenBank genome assembly.